Messenger RNA from Leptomonas pyrrhocoris, 5235 nucleotides. RefSeq lists its product as hypothetical. The record is from RefSeq and is a predicted model, not a curated record. The transcript has a single exon. The coding region runs from base 403 to 5235 and encodes 1610 amino acids. Lineage: Eukaryota; Euglenozoa; Kinetoplastea; Trypanosomatida; Trypanosomatidae.
AGGAAAGCAUCGACUUCUCCCUCCUUUCACAUCCACUGCUCGCUGACCGGUCACAAGUUUUUCAUUCUUUUUUUUUCCUCCCUGCGGGUCUUACGAGCUGUGGACUGCACAACGGAAUCCAAAUUAGGCGAAUCGCUUUCACGUGUGUGGUGGUGCAGGUAAGUAGAGAGCGGUCAUCGCAAGACGAACAACAUCGCAUUAACUGCUCGUUUCGCCGCUCCGCACCUGUCACACCGAACCCAGAGACGGGGCGAGGAGGCUUUUCCAGACUCUUCACGCCUGAUCUGAUCCUAAUCAGUUCUCGCUGACUUGACCGCCGAUAGAACGCUGAUAGUGUUUUCUUUCACGUUCGUAUAGCUUCUGAAGCUUCAACCAAAAAGCAAGAAGGUAAAGAUCGCAACGAUGAAGAAGGUUCUCGUGCUGAACGGCGACUCCUACGUGGGCCGCCACGUGGUGAAGAGCUUCUACCAGUCGCAGGAGUACGACGUUGAGAUCACCCGCACCAAGUCGGAUGCACGAAACGCCGCGACGGCGGGGGCAAACGGUCAGAUGUGGGCGGAUGCGGCAACCCGCGUCGGGGCUCUCCCCACAACGUCCUCCCUCGACACCGCGGCGGACAUCCUCAGCGCGCGGGAGGCAGAGAACGGCCCUUGUGCUGCUGCUGCUGCUGCUGCGUCUCGUUCGCAUCAGCAGGAAGCAGCGCAGCGCGCCGCCCUGCCAGCCGACAUUCAACCCUGUGUGUGCGGCGUCGUGCCGAAGCACAACGACGACACCGAGGCCUUUCGAGUUCGUUUACUCGCUAACGAUGUGGUCGUGGCGGUGAUGGAGGACGACGCCUACGAAGCCACCUGCGCCAUUCGCAUUCUCGAAAGCACCCACUACGAGGUGGAAAAGACGUUCGUGCUGGUCUCCUCGGCUGUCACGUGGGCGUACACGCUCGAGUCGGAGCGCGCGCGGGCCCGGCUGACACGGCAGCGCGAGCGGGACGAGGCACGCGACAGCUUCUUCCGGGAGCUCCUCGAGGCGGAGGAGGAGGGGCGAGAGGACUACGACGACGAAAGCGCUACUGCCGUUGCCGCGCGCACGGCUCGCCGCGCUGCUCGUCGUCGCGAGCUCGAGCCGCGGCUACCGCCCUCCCUGCGUGACCCCCUGCCCGGAGAGGACGAAGCGGAGAUUCGUGAGCUCGUCCCCGACCGCGUCUUCACCGAGGAAGGCUACGCGGCUCGUGUUCCACACCCCCGCUUUCAACACUGGCACGCGCUGGAAUACCUGGUGAAGCGCGCCAACACGCAAACGCUGCACACGUACGUCGUCUUUGCCGGCCUGCCCUACGGUGCCGGCGAAGGGGAGGCGGCGCUCUACGGAUUGCUGCGCAGCGCGUGGCAUCACCAACCGUUGCUCCAGUACGGGCCCGGAACGAACGCGAUUCCCAUGAUUCACGUGCAGGACCUCGCCGCCAUUCUCUUCAAGCUGGGCAACUCGUACGACACCCUGGACGAGCGGUACAUGUUUGCGGUGGAUCAGGGACGAGUGACGCAACGGCAGCUCUUGCAGGCGGUUCGCGCGACGCUGGGUGGGUCGGUGCAGCCUGCUCGAUCCAGUCAACACGCGUUGUGCGAUGUGGCAACCUCCGUGAAGGAAGCAACCGUGGCAGCAAGCGGCGGCCCCGAGGCGAACCACGCCCACGUUAACACACUGGAGUCCUCCUUGUCUGCGCCUUCCAACCAACUAGCGGCGACUGUCCCUGGCUCCACUUUGGGUGCUGCCACUCCAGCCGCUAGACCCCUUCGCACCUCUGCCUUCAGUGCGAAUUUGACGAAGCUGGAUCGGCUAGAGUUGCCGCCUCCCUCGUCCCCGCAGGACCUCUUUCGGGUGUUUGGCAACGAGCCGUGCUGGGGGGACGGCGGCGUUCUGCUCUCCGCCUUUGUCCUUUCCGACAUUCAGGCGGAGCCGGCCGCGGUGCUGAACCUGCACCCGGCGGAGGACUGGGUCGCGUUGGAAGGCUUUACGAUGAGCCUCGACCUCGUCCUCGCUCAGUUCCGCGAGGCGCACGAGCAGCUCUUCCGCCCAGUGCGCGCCCUCAUCACCGGGCCCCCGCUCUCGGGUGCGGACACCCUCGCUGUCGCCGUCGCCCAGCGCUGCCACGCACCGUUCUUGCCCGUGUCGACGGUCGUGCGGGAUUACACGGCGCACGUCGCGGAGGUGCGGGCGGCGCUGCGGGCGCUGCUGAUGCGUCGGCUGCAGCGACGCCGUGCGCGGGUGCAGGCCCGCCUCGUGCGGCUCGCCGUACAGGAGAAGGAGGCACGGCGCGCUGCGCUGGCGGCGAAGCGGCGGGCGAAGCGAGACGCAAAACGCGCCAGAAACCGGAAGAGACGUGGACAGGACGGUGCGGCUGCAGGAGGCGGCGACAACGACAGCGGAGAAGAUGACCUCGAAGACGACGACGACGACGAUGAGGGCCCGACGGCGGAAGAGGAGGAUGACACGGUGGAUGAGGAAGACCUCGCUGGCGAGGACUCGCUGCACUCCUCCAUUUCUAUUUUUAUCCCUCCCAAGGUCCCGGUCGCGUCAGAUGACGGCGAAGACGGGGAAGAGGCGGGUGAUGAGGAGGAGGGAUUGACUGGCAACGGCGACGAGUCUCCGUCGUCAGGCCGCCACCCGCAACGCGCCCCACUUCGACCCGUGGAGGAGGUCGUGGACGAGGCGUACAUCCGCGGCGGCGGCGGCGGCGCAGACGGCGAUGAGGAGGCUGGUAUGAUCGACGAGGAGCAGGAAGAGGGCGAGGACGUUAACGGCAAUGGCGAGGCUGAUGGUGUCACGUGGCUGGACCAGCUCGAGGAGCAGGACGCAGAGAAGCAGGCGGAACUUCUCGAAAUCCAAGACCUGCUACCUGAGGAAAUGAGUGAUUACGCAGGGGAAGGCCUGCAGCCGUUUGUGAUGCCACGAUUUGCGGCACGUCGUCGCGGGCGCGACUUUGCGCGUGACGUGGACCGGCAGGAGCGGCGCUGCAUCCACGCGCUGCGUCGUGAGUACGUCUUAGGGCUGCGGGUGCUUUCCCUGAAGGUGUCAGCGAAGGACGGCCGGCUGCCGCGGCCCCUGCCGCCACCGAUGUCCGGCGAUGACGACGACGAGGAUGGCGACCACAAUAGGGACAGCGUGAAGGGGGUGCCGCACAAGUCUGCGGAGGAGGACGCGGAUGAGGAGGGCGAGGACGGAUCGGAAGAGGGCUCGCACGAGGACAGUGACGGCGCGGCGGAGGACCAAGGUGAGGAGGCGGCCAACGAGGGGGACGCCUCCAACUCGGAAAACCAGGACGAGGAGGGCGACAACGAUGAUGACGACGUUGACGAUGACGACGGCGCUUCAUUAGCGGCUGCGGCCGAGGCGGAGAACGUGCUGGAGGCUGCAAGGAACGAGGACGCGUCGAACUACUUGGAUCACGCGCUGGCCUUCAUGCUCCGCUGGCGGCUGCGGCAAUCGGACUGUCGCUGCCAGGGCUACGUGCUAGGCAACUUCCCCCAGACUCUCUCGCAGGCCGUUUUGUGCUUCAAGGCAAACGAGACGGAGCUGGAGGAUGCGGAGCUGCGACGCCAGCGGGCGUUGGCCCCGCUGCUGACUCGCUUAGAUGAUCACGAGAGCAACAGCAUCGACGUGGCGGCAGAGGCGGCUGGUGGUGGCGGUGGAGGCGAGGAGGGGGACGAAGAAACCCCGCUGCCGCCCCCGCUGGAUGAGGACUUCCCUUUACCAGAUAUCGCAACGAUGGAGGAGGCGCAACUGCGUGCGUUGGAGAAGGCACACUGGCGGGCCCGCGGCGGCAGCAGUGCUGUUGCUGCUGCUGCUGCUGAUCCUGCGGCGGCUGGGGCCUCGGAGGUCUCAGACGGUGAAGGUGAGGAGGCGACAGAACCGGAGCCGGAGGAGGUGAUGGCACCGGUGGAUGAGGCGCUUUUUGUGGACCACGUCGUGAGUCUGCAGGCGAAUACGACGCUGCUACGCGCUACCGUGGAGGCGAUGGAGACGAACCUGAAGGUGACUGCGGGCGCUUCGCCCUCGGCCCCGUCAGAAGGGCAGCAACAGCAGCACGCAACGGCGUCAAACGACGAGAUCCACGCCUUGAACGCUUUACGGAGCCUCUUAUCCAGUUCCCCCUACGCAAGUCAGUUGGACGAUUACCUGCGUCACCACGCGCCGACUGUGCCACCGACGCAGUCGCUGCUGGCGUGGCUGCGAGCCGUCACGACCACACCAGCCCUCGGUGCGCGCCCUGCGCCGGUCAUCGUACCGCUUUCCAAUGACGCGGCAGGGACCGAUAGCUUCUCCAAGGCGGAGAUGAGUGGCGGCGGCGGUGGUGGUGAUGCCGCCGGAGCUGACGGAGCUGACGGUGUGACGACCACCUUGGAAGCCCCGCCCACCACGCGCACCGCGGAGGUCAUUGCGGUGCCAGCCCCCGUACUCACAGUAACGCAGGUAAAGGCGAGUUGGUGUGUCGCGUACGAGGCGGCGCAUCCGCCACGCAGCAGCAGCAGCAAUACUGUCGCGUCUGCCCCCGCGCAGAAAGGAGAAGGCGUCACGCUGCUGGAGGAGGGGCUGCCGAUCGCGCUGCUGCGCCUCGCCCCACUCUUCUGGAUCGGUGGCGCCAUGACGGACUCUACCUCGUCUCUGUCGCCGCGUCAAGCCAAAACGCGAGCUGCCGCUACUGCUGCUACUGCUGCUGCUGAGGAUGGGAAGGCUGUGCCGCUGCCGUUGAUGGAGUUGCAGCGUGGGCUGUGUGAGCGCCUCGCACCACGACGACGGCUUGCCGCGUGCGCCGCCUCCUCUGCCGCUGCAGAGAAGGAAAGUCCAAAGCCUUUGCCGACCCUUCCCACCCCGACCACGAUGACGACACCGUUGCAGGCCACACCCACGGUGAACGACGAGAAGGUGCUCACCACCAUCGCACAGGAGCGCAAGAAGCUCAUGGAUCUCGAGAAGCGGGAGGUGCAACUGGAGGACAUGAUCGCCCGAGAAGGCGCGGCGCAGGUGGCGCAGGAACGCACCGCACUGCGCAAGCUGCAACUCGCAGAGGAGAGCCGUGAUGCCGCGGCACUGCUGCGGGUGCCGGCAGAGGCAUACUUGAUGAAGUACGUUCUGCCCAGCUUGACACCGGCCAUGACGGAGGUGGUGCGGACGCGCGCAGACGAUCCGGUGACGGUGCUGGCGAACGUGCUCUUCGACUACCACCGCCGUACGACGAUCUAA